Pygocentrus nattereri (red-bellied piranha) is the source of this 3449-nucleotide messenger RNA. It is a transcript of the gene spsb4b, whose product is annotated as splA/ryanodine receptor domain and SOCS box containing 4b. Gene Ontology annotation, biological process: intracellular signal transduction; proteasome-mediated ubiquitin-dependent protein catabolic process. Gene Ontology annotation, cellular component: SCF ubiquitin ligase complex. Lineage: Eukaryota; Metazoa; Chordata; Actinopteri; Characiformes; Serrasalmidae. Gene Ontology annotation, molecular function: protein binding. The record is from RefSeq and is a predicted model, not a curated record. The coding region runs from base 1048 to 1905 and encodes 285 amino acids. The transcript is spliced from 3 exons.
CUGAGCUGUACCCUUGAGAGUCCUGCCCCAGGGACAAGAGGGGCACUGCUCCAGUGACCUUUUUUUCCUGACAGUGUCACUGGGGUGGUACCCUCAAGGGUGUAUCUCAGCACCUUCAUUAAGGGAACAUAAUUGUCUCAAUCCAUUGCCGAUAUAUUUUUUAAGAACUAUUUACUCAGUACACCUCGUCUCGUCUCCAGGCCUUUUUCAUUUUAUUUUUCCAUUUUCAAAAAAUAAGGUUCCAUGUGCUUUUGCCUGGGGAAAAACCUUAUUUAAGGUGCACAGACCUUUAAACUGCUGUUGUACUAUUUAAGAGGGCCAUUUAUGUUGUUUGUGCCUUAAAGAAUAUAAAAUCUACCUGCACAGAACCUUUUAUUUCUAACUAUGUAUUACUGAAUAUAAGUGAAGUUGUCAGAGAGCUUGUUUUGAUUGGUCUAUAUUGAUGGCAUUUUGUGUAAGAUUACACAACACAACCCACUCUGUACCCACUCACUUUUUUACAUGGAAUUUUUAUAAUUUUAUUCACAAUUAAUUUGUUGAAUUUUCUGUUGUUCUGUUAAAAGCUGUCUAAACACUGACCCAGUCAUCGGGAGGUGCCACAGCGCAACCAUCUUUGGCCAGGAGUCUAAGAGCUUCGUCAGUUAUUAUGAGUUAACUGUCCUCUCUUGGUCUCUGAGGGAAGACAGGAUCAUCUUCCCUCUUCUGCUUAGAGUGAUGGCCAACAUCGGCGUUUGUUAGCUGACCUUACAGUAUUAGCUGUUAGCACUGCCCUCCAAGUGUAUCAAGCUGCCCAAUGGUGUUGUAGAAGAUGUGGUGGAGCUUCACAUAACUUGGAGAAAGAACAUUCUGGCCUUCACCCUCUCAGACUGGUAGCAUUGUAUGAUAGUGGGAGACUUACCUGGCCUCAACUAAUGUAGGACCCUCUUGUCCUUUGUCCACUUCCAAAUGAUGCAGAUCUCUUAUUCAUGAUUGGCUGACCUGACCCCUUUUUGCACCACCCAUGAGUUAACACCAGUACUGCUGUGAGAUGCCCGUGGCUGGGCUGUGAUGGGGCAGAGGCUUUCGGCGGUGGUGAAAUCGGCAGCGGAGGAGGAGCGCGGGGGUCCGGGGGUCGCUCUGGCGUUCCGGCCGGCGUUCCUGCCUCUCCGAGGCCGCGGCCGACCCCUAUCACCCCGUCUGGAGCUGCUGCUGGACAUGCCUCCGGUGGGCAAGGCCAGUCAGCUCCACUAUGCCUGGAACCCUAAUGACCGAUCGCUUAAUUUAUUCAUCAAAGACGAAGACAAACUGACUUUUCAUCGCCACCCGGUGGCUCAGAGUACAGACUGCGUUCGAGGAAAAGUAGGAUUUACUCGUGGCCUUCAUGCCUGGACCAUCCGCUGGCCUGUCCGUCAGCGUGGCACACAUGCAGUGAUAGGGGUCGCGACCUCUCUUGCACCACUGCAUGCUGUUGGCUACACUGCACUUGUUGGAAGUGAUGCGGAAUCCUGGGGGUGGGAUUUGGGGCGGGGAAAACUUUACCAUGACAGGAAAAGCCAGACUGGAGCAGCACCUUCGUACCCACAGACAGAGGAGGAGGAGGAUGAUGAAGGUGUGUUCUCCGUGCCAGAGGAGGUGCUGGUGGUGUUGGACAUGGAUGAGGGAACGCUGGGUUUCUGCGCGGACGGACGCUUCCUGGGCGUGUCCUUUCGCGGGCUGAAAGGGAAGAAGCUGUACCCGAUCGUCAGCGCUGUGUGGGGUCACUGUGAGGUCACGAUGACCUAUGUCAAUGGACUGGACCCGGAGCCUCUGCCACUCAUGGAGCUGUGCAGACGAGCAGCCCGGCAGGCUCUGGGCCGCCAUCGUAUUCACCACAUUCAGUCUCUGCCUUUACCACAGACCCUCAAAAACUACCUGCAGUACCAGUGAUGGACUAACAGCACCAGACCCAAAACUACCUACAGCACCAGUGACCUCAAAGCACGACAGGAGGGCUGUACGGCAGCAGCGUGGAAGCCUUCGGUCUGUAGCAGCCACGUCCAGACCACUCUGUUAGACAGUGGCCACCUGGACUUGCCGGAUAAAGUAUCUGCGUGCGUUUGUGUGUUUUUAAUGUGUGUGUUCUUUUUUUAUUUUUUUCCUUCUCCAAAGAGCACAGCAGAAAGUAGCUUGAUUUUGACGUGUGAUAUGGACAUCACAAUGAGAAAUGAAUGCGUGUCUUCCAUAGAAAUAAUCACGGAUUAUACACUACAUGUGCAGUCGUAUGCAAAAGUUUGAUGUUUUGUUGAUUUUAAGUGGAAAUAAGUUAAUACAACCUCGACAGAGAACACAUUACUGUGAUUGUAAUGCACUAUUGCUGGUUAAUCGCUGGAUUGAAAAUAUUGGUGUUAAAAAAAAACAUAUUGCAAAAAUAUACCACUAUACUUCAAGAAAUCUUCACGAUCUUCAUCUUUAGACAUCUGAUCAGCUGGAACAGAGAAGGAAACCAGUAAUGCCAUGUUUUUAUAAAUACUAUCAAGGUCCAGUGAUUUUUAGUCAGUAUUUGACAUAUUAUGCUGCAGUCAAUCCAGUCAAACGGGACUAGUUUUGCUAUCUUUAUAAUGAAACAUGCAGUUGGUCAGUGUUCUUGAUGGACCAAAGGCUCUCUGGAUCAUUCAAAGGCCCUCUAUCGACACCAUUUAAAGGGUCUCUAUCUAGACGAUUCUAAAGGCUCUCUAUCCAGAUCAUUUAAAGGGUCUCUGUUUAGAUCACUUUAUAGGACCCCUAACUGGAUAAUUUAAAGGAUUUUUCAGGGCCUCUAUCUAGACCAUUUAAACACUCUCUAUGCAGCUCUUUUAAAUGACCGCUGUCUAUAUAAUUUAAAGUCCCCUAUCUUAAUCAUUUAAAGGACCUCUAUCCGAAUCAAUGAAAGGACCCCUGUAUAAAUCUUUUAGAGGGUCUAUAUGUAGACCAUUUAGACUCUAUCCAAAUUAUUUCCGGGCUCCUAUCUAGACCAUUUAAAGGGCCUCUAUCCGGAUCAGUUAAAGAACCCCUGUAUAGGUCAUUUAAAGGGUCUAUAUCUAGAUCAUUUAAGGGACCUCUAUCUGAUUAAUUUUUUUCUGGGCCUAUAUCUAGACCAUUUAGACUCUCCAGAUUAUUUCAGGUCCCUUAUCUAGAUCAUUUAUAUUCUGUCUACUUAAGGAAAUUUUCAUGAUAUGCCAUGAUAUUUGCUUUUUCAGGCAUCUGAUCAGCUGGAAGAGAGAAAAAGGAACCAAUAUUGCUACUUUUCAAAAUACUAUCAAGAUCCAGUGAUUUUUAAAAAAAAUGUAAUAUUUGACGUUAUGUGGCAGUUGAUCCAGUUAAACAGGACUAAUUUUGCUCUCUUUAUAAUGAAACAUGCAGUUGGUCAGUGUUCUAUAUAUGUGAUACACGAUUUCUAAACAUAUCGUGCAUAUUCGAUUUUAUUGUGAAAUAAUUUAUCUAGAAAUGAAUGA